UCGUGUUAAGUGUAAGUUGCGUAACAGAUGAAGUCAGUGAGUAUCGUCAAACAUUAGACAGAGUUUAUAAAGAAAUGUCGCGUAACAUAUAUAGUCAGAAUGAUAUUGUAUAUGUAAUGCAACCAACCCGUAAUCUCAUGCUCGCAAUAGGCGUCUGGCCAUCCGAAAACGAAGAAAUAUCCUUAUUCCGAAAAAUUUACAAUCUUUUUCUAAACUUUAGCACCAAUUUUCUUUUGGCCUGCGAUUUUAUACCCGGUGGCAUUUAUUGGCUGUUGGAAAAAUCAGUGCGUGUGCGACUACAGAUGAGUCCUCUUCUCCUAUACGUUAUCAUGGCUUCCUUUCAAUAUGAUGUUCUUCUAUUUCGCAAUAGUAGAAUCAGACAAUGUUGGAAGCAUGUUGAAGAAGAUUGGAAAAAUGUCCUCAGUAUGGAUGCGCGUAAUGUUAUGUUCAAGUGCGCGAAAUCUGCAAGGUUCCUGAUUUUUAUCUGUGCAAGCCUUAUGUACUCUGGCGCAUUUAUGUACCAUAUAAUAAUGCCAUUAUCUCAGAAAAAGAUUGUGAACGAUCAAAAUGUCACGAUUAGACCAUUGGCCUGUCCAGUUAAUUAUUUAUUCAUCGACACACAAGUUAGUCCCCUUUAUGAGAUACUGUUUAUAUCUCAGUCAAUAGCGGGAAUCCUUAUGGUUUCAAUCCCGACGUGUGCAUACUGCCUUAUAGCAACUUUCAUGGAGCAUGCUAACGGUCAGAUGAAGAUCUUGAUCUGCUUGAUGAAAAACCUCGUUCAGAACAAAUGGGAAAAAGAAAAUGAAAUAGAUAAGAAGAUAGCUAGAGUAGUCGAACAUCAAAUACGAGUACACAAUUUUGUUCAGAUGGUGCAAUACACUUUGCAAGAAAUAUGUUUAGUAGAAAUAAUGGCAAAUACCUUUCCCAUCUGCCUCGUGCUAUAUUUUAUAGUAUUGGCGGAAAAAGUAGCAAUUGAAUCCCGUGAACUCGAAUGGUAUCAUCUCCCAGAAAAGAAAAUGCGUAGUGUAAUUCUGAUAAUGAUCAUGUCUAACUAUCCACCGAAGAUCUGUGCUGGCAAAAUCAUGGAACUAUCAAUGAAGACGUUUGGCGAAAUUAUAAAAACAGCUGGAGCGUACUUUAAUAUUCUUUGUAAUGUUAUCGAGUAAAUGUGUUAAGUUGAAAUCAAAUUCAAAGUUGAAACUGAAAUCGAAACUGUGCCAUAAAUCGUCCACCAAGUUG
This is a messenger RNA of Odontomachus brunneus, 1239 nucleotides long. RefSeq lists its product as uncharacterized. Lineage: Eukaryota; Metazoa; Arthropoda; Insecta; Hymenoptera; Formicidae. Gene Ontology annotation, biological process: detection of chemical stimulus involved in sensory perception of smell; sensory perception of smell. Gene Ontology annotation, cellular component: plasma membrane. The transcript has 4 exons. Gene Ontology annotation, molecular function: olfactory receptor activity; odorant binding. Bases 75 to 1166 code for a protein of 363 amino acids. The record is from RefSeq and is a predicted model, not a curated record.